AUGACUAAAAAUUAACAAAUUGUAAACAGACACAUAGUGAAUCACCAAUUUAACAUAAUCUUUAGCGACAUAGCUCAGUACUAUGUACAUGGAAUGAUUGCAGGUCAAGGUCUUACGUUUUUAGACAUAGUCCAGAACUUAAAACCAAUUUAACCCAGAGAAAUACAUACAUGGAGUCCACAAGAGCAAAUACAACUAUGACUCGCCAAUGUUGCCCAUAUAUGGUAGCUCUCUAAUAAAACUUAUUCUUGUCGUCCUCCGAGAUAGUUCUCCUUUAUAAGCUAGCACUAGGUCCACCUGAUUCAUGGUCAAUCCUAAAGGUAGCCAUCAAUUAGCUAGUGAAUGCUCACCACAGCUGUUAUGAUUUACAUCUAGAGCUUUAUUUAUCUUUCAUUGAUGUUUACAACCUUUGACUGCAUGUUUUUUCUGGUACUAGAUGAAUUUGAAUAAAAAACAACAGGGCAGAAAAUUGUUGGAAUAAUUUUACUCCUGUAAUACUUUAUCUUGAAUACUUCAAGUGAAUCAGAGUAAUUUCUCUUCGCACUUACUACUACACUGAGGUAGGAGAGAAAAUCGCUCUCAUGCUCUGGUUGUCAGAGAAUUUGUACGUUCAAUGAAUAGGAUAUAAUAAUGUAAUUAACUAAUUGGCAUUGAUAGAAUUUCACAAUUUUUUCAAUGAUACGAAUUCAAAUCAAUUUUCCGCCAGAGUUACACAUACUUUAUUACUUAAGUUUCAAUGUUCUAUAACUUGAUACAAGGAUGUCCACUCCAAGUAAAUCCCAUGCUGUCAAUCAACCAUAGAAAGUUCGUGAUUGUUUUAAAUAGCACAGAAGUCUCAAUUUUAGAUUCAAAUUAAUGAUAACCGAUGUAGAAUCUGUGUGAUAAGUAUGCAACUCUUGUAAAUUACUAGACAAGAUUUUGGAAGAUUGAGGAGAUACACAACACCUUCCAUUUGUGUUAAAUAAUCAUUUAACAUAUGAAUGUAUUAAAAAUGACGAUCUUGAUAUUUGGAGCAUAUAGCAGGUACGAUGAGGCCUGCUUAGACGGCAGGAGGACUGAAGGAGUAGGGAGUUUGUAUAAAACUCCUACCUCAACUUCAGUUCUGCACUCCUCAAGAGACUAACGUACCACAAGGAUCGUGUACUGUCUAGUCAGUCUGUUUUAUUAGCUCUACUUGAACACUCCUGUGCUAACAUGUGUGACGACGACGUAGCUGCACUAGUUGUUGACAAUGGGUCAGGCAUGUGCAAGGCAGGAUUUGCUGGAGAUGACGCCCCACGAGCUGUUUUUCCUUCUAUUGUUGGAAGACCUAGAUAUCAGGGGAUAAUGGUAGGUAUGGGACAAAAAGAUAGUUACGUGGGAGAUGAAGCCCAAAGUAAAAGAGGUGUACUGACUGUAAAAUACCCCAUUGAACACGGAAUAGUAACUAACUGGGAUGAUAUGGAAAAAAUAUGGCAUCAUACAUUUUACAAUGAACUUAGAAUUGCCCCAGAAGAGCAUCCUGUGCUCCUCACUGAAGCUCCAUUGAAUCCAAAAGCAAAUCGUGAAAAAAUGACACAGAUUAUGUUUGAAACUUUCAAUUCACCAGCCAUGUACGUCGCUAUCCAAGCUGUUUUAUCCCUCUAUGCAUCGGGGAGGACCACUGGUAUAGUUUUGGACAGUGGUGAUGGAGUAUCGCAUACAGUUCCUAUUUACGAGGGAUAUGCUCUACCACACGCAAUUUUACGUCUGGACUUAGCUGGUCGAGAUUUGACGGAUUAUCUUAUGAAAAUUCUGACCGAAAGAGGAUAUUCUUUCACGACAACAGCUGAGAGAGAAAUAGUUAGGGAUAUAAAAGAGAAACUUUGCUAUGUAGCUUUAGACUUUCAACAGGAAAUGGCAACAGCUGCCGGUUCUAGCGCAUUAGAAAAAAGUUACGAAUUACCAGAUGGACAGGUCAUCACGAUUGGAAACGAAAGAUUCCGUUGUCCAGAGGCAAUGUUCCAGCCAAGUUUCCUGGGAAUGGAAUCGUGCGGUAUUCAUGAGACAACUUACAAUUCCAUUAUGAAAUGUGACGUAGAUAUUCGUAAAGAUCUAUAUGCAAACUCUGUACUAUCUGGAGGUACAACAAUGUAUCCAGGAAUUGCUGACAGAAUGCAAAAGGAGAUUACUGCCCUAGCUCCAUCCACAAUGAAAAUAAAAAUAAUUGCACCACCGGAAAGAAAGUAUUCGGUAUGGAUUGGAGGAUCCAUUCUUGCUAGCUUGAGCACGUUCCAACAGAUGUGGAUUUCAAAGCAAGAAUACGAUGAAUCUGGACCAUCAAUCGUACAUCGAAAAUGUUUCUAAGGUAUAAUUUAUUGCAGAGGUAGCAAUUUAUGAUGAAUGUGUAUAUUAGCAAUGUUGAUGUAUAGUGGUAGAUGACUUUUCAGGAAAGUUGAUUUAGCCCAUUACGUGAGACAUAAUGUUUUCUAAACUGACGUAUGGAAACCUCACUAACUAUAAUAGACUAAUUUUAUUUCUCCCAUUGAUAAAAACUGUCAUUCAAAUUCAGGUAACUCAUAAGCAUUUAUUUCGUUUCAUUUUAGUUUAUUCAAAUUAGACGUUAUAUUUUAAAACAUUUUCUUCGAUAUAAUUAAUUUUCAAAUUUACACACCAUAUAUUGUUACACGUGAAAUGUGUCGAUUUAUUAUAUUUAUUGAUCUUGGUUUUAUAUAUUUGAUAUUUAAACAAAUAAAAAAUAUAAUAAUAAAAAAA
Molecule: messenger RNA, 2733 nt
Organism: Athalia rosae (coleseed sawfly)
Lineage: Eukaryota; Metazoa; Arthropoda; Insecta; Hymenoptera; Athaliidae
Product: actin, clone 403-like
Exons: 5
Coding region: 1195-2325 (376 amino acids)
Biological process (GO): mitotic cytokinesis
Source: RefSeq, a predicted model, not a curated record